AUGCCGCCGAAGCAGGACAACGUGCAGAAGCUUCUCGCCGCGGAGGAGAAGCGCAACAAGCUCAUCUCCGACGCCAAGGCGCGCAAGCAGCAGAAGGUAAAGCAGGCCAAGACCGACGCCGAGCGCGAGGUUGCCUCAUUCCGCGCGGACAAGGACAGGGAGUACGACAGGUACCGCGCGCAACAGAACGGCGGCGCCGAUGCCGAGAACGCCGAACUCGCUCGUGAGACGGACAGGGAGCUAGAGGAGCUCAAGAGGCUGACGGCACAGCGCAUGGACGCCGUAGCGAACAUGAUGGCCAGGCUGAUAGUGACGGUGAAGGAGUAA
This is a messenger RNA of Leishmania mexicana MHOM/GT/2001/U1103, 327 nucleotides long. RefSeq names its product putative (H+)-ATPase G subunit. The transcript has a single exon. The record is from RefSeq and is a predicted model, not a curated record. The coding region runs from base 1 to 327 and encodes 108 amino acids. Gene Ontology annotation, cellular component: vacuolar proton-transporting V-type ATPase complex. NCBI's taxonomy places the organism in Eukaryota, Euglenozoa, Kinetoplastea, Trypanosomatida, Trypanosomatidae. Gene Ontology annotation, molecular function: proton-transporting ATPase activity, rotational mechanism. Gene Ontology annotation, biological process: proton transmembrane transport.